AUGCCCUUGAUGGAUUUAAUAGGUGUGGCAAGAUGUAGGUGUGGCUCUGUGUUUAUCGUCAAGGUCGGCCUCAAGCCCUUGGAGAGAAUCUUGUCCUUCAUUUCCCUUCAUUUUGUUCCUCUUUGCUGCAGACGGCCGGUGCUUGCCGUUCCCCGGUGAGAUGUCCGAGGAGCCCGGUACACACAUCGUAGUAUGGGCCCCGGAGUGGGACCCUGCGCUGCAGAACGCCGAUUCUCGCGGCCUGAGGGAGCUGCUCGAGCCCCAGGGCUGCUCUGAGCUCCGCAUCAGGAGCGACGACGGCAAUGAGCCUGCGACAACGGAGCUGGCAGCCGGAGUCGCCUGCCGAACCAUCACAUCGGCUGAGGAUGUCACUCGUCUGUGUCAGGAGGGGGCCGACGAGGACCUGGGCCUUGAGCUGCAUCUGGGGUCGUGCCAUCUGCGGCCUGUUGGAUUGCUGUCCUUGGUCAUCAUCGACGCCAUCAUCGGCCAGAAUACCGACGCGCGUCUGACCCUCCCUCCGUGGCCAUCCCGUGAGCUGCAGCAGGCGGUGCUCGAAGCAUUCCUAGCGGCCGGGGCCAAUCCCAACGGUCGGCCGGAUGAAGGCUUUCGACCUCUGGAGGCGGCCCACGGGUGCGGCAAGGUCACGGCCGUCGACGUGCUGCUCAGGGCUGGUGCGGUGACCCACGGGCUGCAUCUGGCUUGCCUCAAAGACACCUGCCACAUUCCGUCCCCUCCAUGUCCCCAGUACGAGGCCGAUCUGCUGAAAAACUAUCAUCGUCUGUUCGAGCACGACCCGGCGCCUGCGGACGAGGAGUACUACAUCAGCGACAACAAGCAGACCCCCAUCCACGUGGCCGCAGCGCACGAAGCCGAGCGGGGGGGGAUCAUGUCGCAUGGCUUCAUAUGCGCCUACCUUGCCCUGCUGGCCCAACACGGCGCUUCCCUCACUGCCAGGCAGGCAAACGGGUACACGUCCCUCGGCACCGCCGUACUCGUGGGUGCGCCAUGGGUGGCGGAGUGGCUGUGCGAGCGGCUCGGGAAGGAGGAGAUCAACAAGACGCGAACAGACGUAGAGGGCGUCAUGAUCUCGGUGCUGGAGCAUGCCGGGCUUUUGCUGUCCGACCGUCUGAGAGACAAGGCGGCACCGGAGGCGGUCGACAGGGCCAGGCAGGUGAUCCGCACACUGCUGCAGCACGGUGCGGACAUCCGGCUGGUGCGGAAAGCCUCACCACACCAGCGCUACAUCCGCAAACUCGUGCAGGACAUCCACAACGACAUCCCCAAGCCCAGCGCCCCACUACAACAGCAGCAGCAGCAGCAGCAGAAGGAGAGUGAUGCCGCCAAAGCGGCGAAGAUCGCCGCUGAGCUCAUCAGGGGAGAGGCGAGGGACAAGGCCAAGAAGGCCAAGAGGGGCGGCAAGAAGGGCGGCAAGGGCAGCGCACACCAGCAGCAGCAACAGCGCGAGCAGCAGCGGCCAGUAUCGAUCGAGUUUGAGCCGAUUGAUGACGACGAGGCAUCAAGCAGGUGGACUGACCCAUAAAUACACCAGUGGCGAGCCGAUCGAGAGGAAAGCUCUGUGUUCUGUCUCUGUGUGUCGUUCGUUAGUGUGGCCACUGGUGCUGUCGAGACCGACGCAGACGAGCAGCCACCCUCCACCUCAUCUGCCGACCCACAACCGUAACCACACACAGCCACAGUGAAGCGGCCUCAUUGCCUCACUGACACGCUCUCUCCCUCUCCCUCUCUGUGUGUGUGCAGUGCUGCCUCUUCAUCGUCGUGUGAUGUUUCAUCUGCCGUCCCUGCCCCCGCCACGUCGCCUGUCGAUGGUGAGGAGAGCGAUGGCGAGUUCGUGCCCGUCGUCAGGGGUCGUAAGAAAAACAAAAAGCGAGACAGCACACGCCCACACCUCCAGCCAGACCAACAAGAGCCGGCCCCCACACGCCAGCAUGCAGCUCUCACCCAAACACAGCCGCUCAAGUAAGCCGAAUGUCAUACUCACUCGGAUGGCUGCCCACUCCAUGUGUGCAUCCGUGUGUGUUGGUGUAGUAUUGGUGGUGGGCCUUUCUCGUCGUCUGCUGCACGGCGGCCUCCUGCUGGCCGUGGGCUGUUCACUCACAUGCCCACCCAAACACGCGCACACCGGUACACACACACAUGACAGACAGACAGAGAUAUGUGCAUCAUCUGUGUGUCAUGUUUGUGUAUCGUGCUGUGUGUCAGCGGCCCCCCGCCCCUCGUCCCGAUGGCUGCUAUGCCGCCGUCCAUGGGCUCCUCUGCAUUGCCCCCCCGACCGCAGCAGCCCCCUCCCCCCGCACUUGUGCGCCCACUCGCCCCAUCUGUGCGUCAGGGUGCCGAUCGACCAGCAGCAUCGCCCAGCACCAUUGACACCAACACGGCAUUGGCACACCGGACGCCUGUAUCGGCCGGCGGCAGCUCUCACGCAGAGAAUGCACAGGGCGGAUUUGGGACGACCACUGACGGUGCUGCCGAGCGUCUGGUGGGUCAGCUCCGCCAGCAGCUGAGCCAACAGGAUCAGGAGAACGACGCGCUGAUACGGCAGCUUCAAGAGGCCGAAUGGAAGUGAGCCAAUCGACAUGAGACCGACAUCCAUCCAUCUAUCCAUGUAUCUCCUUCCCCGUGUGUGACACUACCCCUCAGGCUCGCCCAGGCCACCUCAGCAUCUUCCAGCAGUGGCGGUGAGGAUGACGCUCUGAGGUGUGACGACUGCAUGGACAACUACAAGUCCAUCCUGCUCAUCCCGUGUGUAAGCACACACAAACAAACACUUUUUUUGUAUGGGCGUUAUCGUCUCAUGUUUCUUUGGUGCCCAUGUGUGUAUGCAGCGCCACAUCUGUCUGUGUGGUGGGUGUGCUGGCGUGUUGAUGACCCGCCCCCCCGCCGACCGUCUGUGCCCGAGGUGCCGACAGCCCAUCACAGACACACAGCAGGUGUACUUGUGAGUGAAGUGAAGCGAAGCGGAUGGCGGGGAGGGAGAGAGGAAGCCGAGGGAAGUGAAGUGUUUUGGUGGUUGUAGCGUAUCUCAUGUGUCAGUAGCACUCUCGUGUGAGUAGGUAGAUGUUUCCGCAUUGCCAGUUCCCUCUCAUUUAUCAUGUCUCUUUUGCCUUCCGUGUGUGUGGGGGCGUGACUUAGCUGUCUGUAGCUAGCUGUUUAUCGGUAAUGCCGUACCGUACACACGGACGUUUAUCCAUCUGUGUACUCUGUAUGUAGGUAUUUGUAUGCAUCGCACAAUGAGAGUCUUUCUGUGUGUGCCACGGGCGCUUCUGCAGUCGUCGAAUGAGCCUCAUGGACUUUAUGCGACGUACGUGGUGCAGUAGGUAGACAGACAUACAGACAGGUAGGUCCUUCGAACUUUGCGUGUGAAGGUUCGUCCUCCC
Vitrella brassicaformis is the source of this 3395-nucleotide messenger RNA. Lineage: Eukaryota; Vitrellaceae. The record is from the annotation of a GenBank genome assembly.